Molecule: messenger RNA, 2953 nt
Organism: Durusdinium trenchii
Lineage: Eukaryota; Dinophyceae; Suessiales; Symbiodiniaceae
Source: the annotation of a GenBank genome assembly
AUGCAAUCGGGCCGACUUCCAUGCUGUCUGAGUGACCGAAGCGUCAGAGUGGAGACUGCCACAGAAGGUGAACAAGGACGUUGUAUUGAAGCACUUGGAGGGAAGCCAACGCCAGGAGGUGGGCUACAUUUGAGGAAGGGCAGCUACCUUUGGAAUCUUUAUGAUGGCAGGCCGACCGGAUGUUCAAGAAGUCCGCGAUUGCAGCAAGAUAUCCUGGGAGGCUGCUCUUUCGAUUCUUGCACGUACUUGGGCCAAAAAGUGUUUGCUGGAUACGAAGAUGAUUGGACCUGUUCUCAGUGCCUCUGCUCGUUCGCACCAGUGGAGGGUUGCCUUGGCCUUGCUGGGCAUUCCGAUGAAGUCCCCUCCGGGCGAAAUCGCGUUCAACUCUGUUGCGAAUGCCUGCGAAAAAUCGGGAGAGUGGCAGCAAACCAUAGCCGUGGUGGCAACCAUGUCUGACAUUCGUUUGGCGACAGAUUCGUUCUCUUAUUGCACCAUGAUGAGUGCAUUAUGUAAAGGCCAGAAGUGGAAGGAGGUAUUGCUUGUGUACAAGCAGUUGGAGGAAAAAGGGAUUGAGAAGAACACAAUUUUAUGUGGCGCCGCCAUCAACGCUUGUGCCAAAGGCCACCUGUGGAACAUGGCCUCAAAGCUUUUGGCUUCCAUGGCAGACGAACAGAUCCAGCGAAGCUUGGUGACCUUCAGCUCGGUGAUCUCUGCGUUCUCAGCGUCAGCAUGUUGGACAAGGGCCCUGGAGAUCCUCCAAGAGAUGGAGAGGAAAAGCUUGGUUUACCCGGAUCAAAUCGCUUUCAGUGCUUUAAUUGCUGCAUGUGGCAAUGCAAGCCAGUGGAAAGAGGCCCUGACACUUUUUCUCGAGAUGACGUCCAGAGGCAUGAGGAGCGAUGCAGUUAGUGUUUGUGCAGUGAUCAGUGCAUGUGAAAAGGCCAUGCAAUGGGAGGCAGCCAUUGACCUUCUGUGGUCUCAAUCUCGAAUUGGGGCCGAUCUCAACUGUGCAAGCUAUGCUGCCUGUAUCUCUGCCUGCGCAAAUGCGGGCGAAUGGGUCCCUGCUUGUCAAAUUUUGGAAGAUUUGCUCGCAUCAAAAGCAAAACUGGAUGCAUUUCCAUUCAGCGCAGCCAUCGCAGCUUGUUCUCGGCAGUGGGAGGUUGCGACUAGUAUCUUGGAGGAGAUGCCGCUGCAUAGGGUAACGAAAGACAGUGUGUGUUACACUGCAGCCAUCUCAACUUGUGCGAACAGCAACGAAUGGAGAAUUGCCUUGGAGCUACUUCGAAAAAUGCUGGCUGAAGACCUGCAAGCAAAUGCCUUCACCUACAGCGCAGCCAUGAACGCCUGUGAGCUGACUGGACACUGGGAAGAAGCACUUGAUUUGUUGCAUGAUAUGCAGCACCGAAAGGUUCUUGAAGAUGGCAUGCAUGUUGGUGCUGUGACAGGGGCGGUCUUGCGCCGAUUGGGACGUGCUGCUGCAGUGGACUGUCUCACAGCCAUUUGUGGAGACUCCGCCGAAAGUCGUGGAGACACAAGAUCAGUGAACGUGAAAUUGGAGCUUUGUGGGGUGAAAGUGAUUUGCAAUGCAGACGGCCUGGUUGCGGUGAGCAAGCCAUCAGGCGUGCUGACAGAAGAUGUGCUGGCUGAUGCCAUUCAUCACUUUGGACCCGUGACGUGCAUUUCUCGUUUGGAUGCUCCAACAUCUGGAGUGCUGCCCAUUGCGAUUGGUGCUGAGCAAUGCAGCACGGCAAGAUGGUUCAAGGCGCAGUUUGCAGCACAUUUGGUCAAGAAGGAGUAUCUUUGCCUGUGUCAUGGGCCACAUGAGCAAGCAGGGGCAGAGGGCUCGAUUACAUCUCCCCUGCUGGUGAUGGCAGGGUCCAAGGGGUCCAGCGCUCGCACUGUUUGUGAUGAACGGGGGCAGGAAGCAAUGACAGCCUACCAGGUUCUGGCGCGAUACACUCUUCAGGAGCUUCCAGGUGAUGUCAGUGAACCACGCGACGAUAUGAUGUCGUACACACUCUUCUGGGCGAUGCCACAAACAGGCAGAAUGCAUCAGAUCAGGAUUCACAUGGCGAGCAUUGGCCACCCGAUUGUUGGAGAUAGGCAAUAUGGAAUUUGUGUUCCUGCUUGGUGUCCUCGCCUGUUCCUUCACUGCCAACAGCUGGAGUUGUUGGACUGGCAUGGGCAAGAGCUUCGAAUUGAAGCGCCAUUGCCAACAGAGCUUCGGGCAGUCCUGGAGCACCUUGAGACGAGCAGCGCAAAGUCUACUGUUAGCUACUGUUGGGAAUGUGCAGUUCAUUCGACUUCGGCUUCAGGUGGUGUUCAACAGAACUGCGUGCUUGCGCCUGUUUGUGCAUAAUGUUAGUGCAUGUGUUUCAAGCGCAGUGUUCCGGCUGAAAGCCAUGAUGCAGCCAAGCAAAGAACAAGUCGCUUUGAAACCAAUUUUCAGACUUUCAGUUGAGCAAAGAUUUAGUUUUACAUUUUGCCACAUCUAUCCAUACUCGGCAUGAGAGCUGCUCGAUCAGGGGUGCUUGUGUGCGCGGGCCUGGCAUGUCUGCUAGGCCAUGCUUUCCUUCCUGGUCUGACAUCAAACUGUAGCAGAGUUGCGCGAAGAGCAACUGAAAAGCGUGAGAUCACCAAGGUUGAGAUUUGCAUACACAGAGACUGCAAGCGCAGGGGUGGAGGGGCAAAGCUCAAGAAGGUCUUUGAGGAUUUGGCUGAAGGGACCAACAUUGAGGUUGGUGAGUACGACUGCUUUGACGAAUGCCCUUUUGGCCCGAAUGUGAGGACGCUGAGCGGACCUGAUGACGACUUCGGCCGCGUGCUGAACAAAGUAAAAGGCAAGAAGAUGGUUGCAGAGAUCCUUGGGGUGGAGUUGCCUGAGGAGUCUGAGGAAGAGCCGAAGUGACCGGCCCAUCACAAAUGUGAUGUUGGCAUGCAUUUGGGUGAGACAAAA